GUCCAAGAGCUGCAGCCGCCGGCGCUGCGUCAACAAACAAAGCGGCCCACCGGCCGAGCGGCCCUAAACGCCAGCAGCGACGCACCCGAAUCGGCUCAUUCCGCCGGCUACACCCAGCAUCGACGCAGCGCCGGUGACGCAGUCAACUCGCCCGGUGUGGUGCGACUCUCGUGAACAGAGGCGAGAGUUGCCGCGCUUUUCAGACUUCUACCCUUCGUCUUGCUUUUACUCGAUAGUGCGCGUGCAGGGGUGCUUGUUGGAGAGAAGAGUGACGAACGGCGUUUGUGUGUGUGUGUGAGUGCGAAGCGCGUUUGUUUUGGCUGCGAGCCUUCUUGCUGUUGGUGCGUUGGACGAGACACCCGGUGGAGGAGAAGGGUAACGGGACCAGCGGGGGUUGGUGCCCAGCCCUUGUCUUUUCCAGCCGCCUUCGUCGGUGUGCGCACCGCCAAAGUGAACCCUCGCGAGUGUUCCGGCACGGCGCACCUCUUCCUUCCGUGACCGCGACUCUGUUGGAAGUGAGCAUUCGAUAUCUGCAGAACGAUCGUACGAACAAACGCCCCAUCGUCGCGGGACUUGUCGUUUCCGAUGAGGCGAUCUGACGGGAACGCGGCUUGUAGCGCCGGCGUGAGUCGACGGACGUCGGCCGGCGCGCUGUUACUGCUUUCUGGAUACCUGGCGGCGUCGAUCGUGCUUGUAUCAGCUGCCCCAUCAAAAGAAGACGUGGGAAAAAGCUACGAAGACAGUCGCUUGAAGCUCAUAGUAAAAGCUUUCGCGGACGAACUUGUACGAGAACUCUCAUCGGCACUGGACAAGAGCCACGUGGAGCUGAUCAAGGAGAAACUGGGAAAGCUUCCGGACCACAUCCAGGAGCACCCAGCUAUCGGACAGAAGCACCUAUGGGUGGGCAAGGGAAAACCACCGGCCUCCAAGGAUGCUGAGCGGAAAGAGCGACACGCCCUAGCCAAUAGGCGCAAGAUGCCUGUACACAAGCGGGAUGGCGCCCUGGUGCUGCCCUCGGAGGAGAUCUGCCAGACGACCACCCAGUGGGAGCAGCUGAAUCGCACGCAAGACUACGACGGCAACGAGGUAGAAAUCGUGCAGGACGAGAUACAGCAGUACGUGUUCUCGUACCGCUGUGCCACUGCACAGAACCCCUGCACAGCCAUCUCUGUGCUGUACGACAGCGAAUGCACAGAACGCAAGGGCUGGAUGUACCUCUACUACCGACCACUAGAGGGCGAAGAGCGAGUAGCAAAGUGGGGCUACGUUUCUGUGAACCACCACUGCGUCUGCAAGGUUACGCCGAAGGUGCCCGCUAAGAGCCUCCCCGGAAAAUGCAACCAUCUGCAGCUUGCGCCGAGGGCCGCUGCAAAAGAACAUCGCUUUUGGCCACUCCUUUAGCAGCGCUGUUGAAACGAAUCUGGAACGCUCCAAGCCACGUCUGGCUCAUGUUCUUAAAUGCCACGGAGAACUUAAUGUAAUAGACCACUGGCG
Molecule: messenger RNA, 1494 nt
Organism: Rhipicephalus microplus (southern cattle tick)
Lineage: Eukaryota; Metazoa; Arthropoda; Arachnida; Ixodida; Ixodidae
Biological process (GO): innate immune response; central nervous system formation
Cellular component (GO): extracellular region
Molecular function (GO): growth factor activity; Toll binding
Source: RefSeq, a predicted model, not a curated record